This is a messenger RNA of Brenthis ino (lesser marbled fritillary), 819 nucleotides long. The record is from the annotation of a GenBank genome assembly. Lineage: Eukaryota; Metazoa; Arthropoda; Insecta; Lepidoptera; Nymphalidae.
AUGUGUAUAACUUUUAUAUAUAAUGGAAGCAGUGAAGUCGAAAGCGACUAUAGUCUUAUUCUCAUUUCUAAUAGAGAUGAAUUUUAUGACCGACCAGCACAAUGUAUGGAACUUUGGAAGGAGGACCCGACCAUUUAUGGAGGUCGCGACUUAGAAAGUAAUUUUGAAGGAGGCACAUGGUUAGCUGUAGCUCCAACACGCAAAAAAAUUGGAGUUUUGUUAAAUAUUCCAGGAGUCAAAAAAGAAAAUGCAAAAGGUAGAGGUAAAAUAGUAGAAGAUUAUGUAAAAAAUGCAUUAAGUAUUUCAGAUUACAUAAGUAGUAUUCAAAAAUAUUGUAAAGAUUGCAAUGAAUUUAUAUUUAUUUCUGUAGAAUUUAGCAACUCAAUUCCAAUAAUAAAAACAUAUAACAAUGCCACAGACACAUUAAGUCAAUGGUCAGAUCAGUAUAUAGGAUUUGGGAAUAGUUUACCAGAGAAGCCUCUGAAAAAAGUGGAAAAUGGAAAAAAACUUCUUAAAGACAUUUGUUCUAAAUUUAAUAAAAUAAAUACUAAAGAACAACUAGUAGAAGAAUUAAUAAAACUAUUAAAAAAUGAGUGCAGAAAUUUACCUGAUGCUCAGUUAGAAAGUAGGGAACCUAAAAUAUAUAAAGAAUUAAGUUCAAUAUUUGUAAAAGUACCUGAAGAAAGAUAUGGUACAAGAACUCAUACUAUCUUACUUGUGACAAAAUUGAAAAAUGUUGAUUUAGUGGAAAUAACCAUGAAAUCACCAAUAAAUACAGAAGAACCUGUUUGGGAGAGAAAUGAAUUUCAAUUUAAUAUU